Protopolystoma xenopodis is the source of this 375-nucleotide messenger RNA. The record is from the annotation of a GenBank genome assembly. NCBI's taxonomy places the organism in Eukaryota, Metazoa, Platyhelminthes, Monogenea, Polystomatidea, Polystomatidae.
AUGUUUCUAUCCCACAAGAGAUGUACACUUUUGGCGAAUUUACCGUGGCGUCAUCACACUUGCUGUAUCCAUUCCUCCCCUCCCUUUCGAUUGGCUGAUCAUGCUCUAGUCUCCUGUCCGGAUCUGCCUCAUGGGCCAGUAGAUCCGAUUCUUAUCUUUCCGGUUGACCGAUUUCACUCGGUAACAGCCGCAGUUUACUUUACUCCAGAUGCCAUUUCUCAAGGCUUCUGUAGCACUUACAAAGUAACCUUAUCGUCAGAUUCACAUGCCUGGGUCAUGUCCUCGAUUAAACCCGUGUACCCUGAGCAAACUGGUCGCCUACUGCAUCUCAAGUUGAUUAUUAGUCCAUUUGGUUACAAUUCCAAAUUUCUCUAA